GUAGCUUUAAGUGCUAAACUGAGUUUUCUUUACAUUUUGCUCCGUUCGAUCAAGCCAUCGCUCCAAGAGAGAGAAAGCUGAGUCCGUAUCGAUGCUUCUGGAUUUGAUUCAUCUUCACCAUCAUCAAGGUUUGAGCGCUCAAUGAAAAAAUCAAACCUGUCUCUGUUGGGCUAAUGUUUUUAAAAAACUCAUCUGCACAGUGUAUUUCAAGAAACAUUAGCUGGCAGUGAUUAUGGAUGGGGAGGCUCAACGGGCAGUGUCUUUUCGGUCAAACCGUAGAGGAGAGCGGAAUAACCAAAGCCCAUAUUCCAAAGACUCAGAAGGGGAUUUAUUUUCUCCAGGGAGGUUGCCCCAAGAUUAUCCCAUGAAGAUUGUUUGGAAGAAGGGAUUUAUUCGAUUGGUUCUUGUAGUGGGCAUCUUGUGGAUGAUGCUAAUUCUAAUUGCAUUGUUGUUUCAUGUAUGGUCUUGCCAAUCUUCAGUUUCUUUCUUUUCAGCUAUAUGUAACAAAGAUAGCAAAGUGUACACAGUGUUAGACACAAUGGGGCUCGUAUCAAAACCUCACCGCUGUCCAAUUCCCCUUGCCAACGACCCUGAUAAAGUAGUUAUUCCAGAGGGAAGGACUCAUGAUAGAUUUGUCAAAGAUUUAUUCUUUGUCAUGGAAGAUGACCAAUGGAAUAAUAGAUCUCAGACAGCUCCACUGUUUGGAGGACAAGAAAGUUGGUCACAGAGAGAGAAGAGUUUUAAACUAAAUUCAACCAUGAAGGUGCACUGUGGAUUUAUUCGAAAUAGUGGUGCUGAAAUGGCUCCUUCAGACAUCAAAUAUGUCAAGAAGUGUCGGUUUGUGGUUGCAUCUGGAAUUUUUGAUGGAUACGAUGUACCUCAUCAGCCUUCAAAUAUAAGCCUUCGCUCUAAGAAGCUCUUCUGUUUUCUCAUGGUGUUGGAUGAGAUUUCCCUCAAAUUCAUAAAGGAAAAUGUUACUAUCAGAGAUGAUGGUAAUGGGGGGAAGUGGGUGGGUAUCUGGCGUCUUGUCUUACUGAAGCAUCCACCUUAUGAUGAGCCCAGAAGGAAUGGAAAAAUUCCUAAGAUUUUACUCCACAGAUUGUUCCCUCAAGCUCAGUACAGCAUUUGGAUUGAUGGUAAAAUGGAACUGAUUGUUGAUCCAUUGCUAAUGCUAGAAAGAUAUUUAUGGCGUGGAAAGCAUACUUUCGCUAUUGCUCAGCACAAGCAUCACCGUAGUAUUUAUGAGGAAGCUGAUGCAAACAAGCGGAGAAAGCGAUAUGCCCGACCUCUUAUUGAUCUCCACAUGAAAAUUUACCGUUAUGAAGGGAUGCCGUCAUGGAGUCCUGGGGGAAAAACCAUUAGUGAUGUGCCAGAAGGAGCCGUUAUCAUACGAGAACAUACACCAAUGAGUAACUUGUUUAGUUGCUUGUGGUUCAAUGAGGUUGACCUCUUCACACCCAGAGAUCAAUUGAGCUUUGGCUAUGUUGUAUACAGGUUACGGGAUUUCUUCAAGUUCUUUAUGUUUCCAAAUUGCGAGUACAACUCACUGUUUGUGCUGCACCCACACACGAGGGAGCAUUCUUCUGCGGUUGAAUGGGUAAAGAACCUCACUGAGCUUAGUGGGAAAGGUAGUGGAAUGAAAGAGAGUAGGGGUGGAUUAGGCUUAUGGACUCCUUAUCCUGGGAAACUUGAUUCAGUUGUCCUACCACCUGUAGCAAGAACAUCAAAAGCAGGCUGAAACUCAAUUAAUUUACUUUUUGGUCAUUUCUUAGUAGCUUCUUUGAUAAUUUGUUCACGAUUUAAUUCAUUAUUCUCAUCACUGCUUCACUAAAAAAGAACACUGAGGCAUUUAAAUUUGUUGAGUUGAUUAUUUUUGUGGGAGCCUUUAGGAAGUUAACCAAAUUGGCAACCUCUUGAGGCCAAAGAAGUUGCCAAUCAACUUGUCACAGAAGUUAAAACAGUUUGUCACUACAUUGUAUGUGUAAUGAACGUAAAUGUUGUAACAUAUACAAAUCGCAAGGUUAGUUGUAAGAAAUGGCAAGAAUGGAUCAAGAGAGGGUUGUUAGAGGGUGUUGUGUAAAAAUUCAAUAAAGCAAUCUGGUAUAACUUUCUCCA
This is a messenger RNA of Quercus robur (English oak), 2115 nucleotides long. Its product is annotated as probable hexosyltransferase MUCI70. Lineage: Eukaryota; Viridiplantae; Streptophyta; Magnoliopsida; Fagales; Fagaceae. The transcript has 8 exons. The record is from RefSeq and is a predicted model, not a curated record. Bases 233 to 1738 code for a protein of 501 amino acids.